AUGGUGGUCUUCUUAUUCUGAAGCUUCUUCUCUCUGGCCAUCAGCUGCAGAAUAUCUUGCCAUCCAAAUUGCAUAGACAAGCCUUCGUGCGACCUUAAAUGUGAAUGUCUUGAAAAAUCAGAUAUGACUGAGGCGUUUUCUGUGGAUUUUAAAGAUAACAAGAUUAACUUUCGUAAUGUGACAGAUGAGGAUGUAAAAUGAUUCGAAGAAAAGAUGGGAUGCAGUCUUUAUUGUUUAGAAGACUGCAAUAAAGAAAAGAAGCUCUUUGAUUGUUUUAAUUUUUGUGGCUGCAAAUCUUAUUUAAUUCCUGUUCCACCUGAAGAAACAAGCAAUAAUAAAACUGCUGGAGAGUCUUCACCAUCGGAAUCUACCCUUUCGGCGUAUUCUAAUCCACCUGCAGUUUCAAUAUUUAAUGUUGACCAAGCUGGAGUAGACCCUGACUGUCGAAAUUUAUGUAAUGAAUUAUGCCUUGGAAAAGACCUAAAAACAUGCAUCCCUCAAUGCCUUGAAAAAUUUUGUGGGAUAAAAACUAUUCAUACAGAUCAAGAAAGCAUGACUAGUGAAAUAGGCAUAGGAGUUGGGGUUAUAGCAAUUGCUAUUAUUGCAUUCAGACAAUUAAGAGCAGGCAGAAGAAAUGAAAUUUUCAAUGGAUAUAUUAAACUUUAA
Molecule: messenger RNA, 666 nt
Organism: Blepharisma stoltei
Lineage: Eukaryota; Ciliophora; Heterotrichea; Heterotrichida; Blepharismidae
Source: the annotation of a GenBank genome assembly